AUGACACGACAGUUGCUUCCGAUAAGCAGGAUUCCUUAUUCAUGGAUCGGUCAACUGGAACUGCCUGGGCUUUACGUACUAGAUAUUACUGAUACUCUUACUGAUGCUGUCGCUGAUGCUGAUGGUGAUAGAAUUGUCUUUGAUAUUGUUGCUGCUGCUACUGAUUCUGCUGAUAUUGUUUCGUUUGCUGAUGAUGAUGCUGCUAUUGCCGCUGCUGAUUAUGAUAUUUCGGCUAUUGCGGGUAUUGGGCAUACUGAUGCUGCUGAUCGUACUGUUGGUGAUGAUCAUAUCGCUCUUGAUAUUACUGCUGCUUAUACUGCUGUUGCUAUCGUUCUUGACCAUGAUGGUGUUUCUUUUACUGUUGGUGAUCAUGAUGCUUUUCUUGCUGCUGUCUUCGCUGCUUCUGCUGCUGGCGCUGAUAAUGACGUCGUGGUUGAUGUUGUCAAUGCUUCUGUUGUUCCUACAACUGAUGUGAUAAGGAUGCGCCGCGUCCUUUUAUUAGGACUACCAAGCUGCGAUCCUGCGCGACACUCCACCCAAGGACGAACUGCUACACCACAGCACUGUCCGCGUCGACCCUCUCUCUCUGCAAGUACAGACAUCAAAGUACAGACAUCUGGGGAUCGACUGGACCUAGAACAUCGCUGGUUCCAUUCGGCCUACCUCCAAGCUGUCGCCUUGAGACCUGACAACACUCCUCCAAGACUACACGACCGAACUACUACAAACGAUUAUCUGUAA
Molecule: messenger RNA, 741 nt
Organism: Acanthosepion pharaonis
Lineage: Eukaryota; Metazoa; Mollusca; Cephalopoda; Sepiida; Sepiidae
Source: the annotation of a GenBank genome assembly